AUGACUCAUCACAUAUCAAAUAGUGAAGCGACUACUUCGGAUCGAACAAGACUUGGGAACCAAAUGAUUUUACCAUCAUCAUUUUCCGGCAGCAUGCGACAUAUGCAACAGCAGUACCAAGAUACAAUGGCAGUAACAAGGAAAGUUGGACGACCGGAUUUAUUCAUCACAAUGACAUGUAAUCCUAAAUGGCCGGAAAUAUGUACGGUAUUAAAAGAUUUUCCUACAGGUACCACUGUAAACGACAUUCCAACAAUAGCUUGUCGAAUAUUCAACAUGCGGCUACAACAGGCAAUAAAGGAAAUCCGAAGCGGUUCAGUAUUUGGAAAGAUUGAAGGAUACGUAUACACAGUUGAAUUUCAGAAGAGAGGCUUAACGCAUGCUCACAUACUAUUUAUCUCAAAUAACAAUGACAAACUUAUGACUCCAGAAGCAAUUGACAGUUUUAUAUCUGCAGAAAUACCAGACAAACGAAUACAUCAACAACUAUAUCAAUCUGUCACAUCACACAUGCUACACGUCCCUCACACAUCCAAAAUACCAUGCUGGAAUUCGGUAACGAAGUCAUGCUCAAAGAACAUUCCGAAAAACUUAGUGGAAAACACUGAUAUAAGCGCUGGCGGUUUUCCAAAGUAUCGCAGACGAAAAAAUACAGACGUCAACUAUUACCGCAACCACGUGGAAGGAAGAAAUAUCCAAGUAGACAACAGCAUGGUUGUGCCUCACAAUCCAUACCUACUUGCAAUGUACGAUUGUCACAUGAACGUAGAACAUUGUGCGUCAAUAAUGGCUAUCAAGUAUGUCUUUAAGUACAUCCACAAGGGACAUGAUCGUGCAAGAGUACAGAUAACUGAUUCAAACAGCAAGAGUGAUGGUCAGCCAAUAAUCAACGAAAUACAGGAUUAUGUAGAUUCGCGUUACGUAGGACCGAUGAAAGCAGUUUGGCGUAUACUAGAACUGCCAAUGCAUGGACUAAGUCACGCAGUCACACGCUUACCUGUACACCUACCGGCGCAGCUAUACGCAACGUUUGAGGAUGGUAGAGAAGUCAAAGCCGCUACAAAUGAAAAAAAGUGGAGAACCCAUCUUAUUGCAUGGUUUGAAUUGAACAGCAUAGAUGAAAUGGCAAGAAAUAUAACUUACACGAACACGCCAGAUUACUAUUCGUUUCAAGAAGCAACAAAAACGUGGAAAAAAAGAAAAUAUGCAUGCAAAGUAUAUUUAAUCGGUGAAAUGCCAUCGAACGCGAUAGAUUUAUGGAUUACUCACAAGAAAGCACUAUCUGAAGACUUCGUGGAUCAGCAUGAAAAUAGAGCACUAUGUACAAUUGAGCAUCUUCUCAGAGCUGAGGCAAGAUCAUGUGCAGAUUUUCACUUACCAAUACCGGAGAUAAUUUUCAAAAAUAAAGCAGAAGAAAUAACAGUGGAAAACAGAAACCUUUGCAAAGAAAGCACUGAUAGAAAACAAGAAAAAUGCUCUUACAUUAAUGGAUCAGGAGGAACAGGAAAAACAUUUUUAUACAACGCAUUGUACUACAUGUUGAAAUCUGAAAAAAAAUGUUGCAUUGCUUGGACAGGUAUAGCAGCCAUCUUACUACCAUAUGGCACAACCGCGCACAAAACAUUUGGAUUACCAUUGACACUGCAAAAGGAAGGAACAAUUUUCACAAAUGCAACGAUGAAGAAAAAAAUACAAAGUAUAGAUGUAUUUAUAUGGGAUGAAUGUUCGAUGAUACCGAAAAAUGCUUUAGAAUUGAUCGACACCACGUUAAAAGAUAUAAUGGAAGACACAUCACCGUUUGGUGGGAAGACUAUAAUACUAGGUGGAGACUUCAGACAAGUUUUACCCAUUGUGAAACGAGGAGGUAAUGGAGAAGUGGAGCUGUUUGUACCAGAGAAAGAAAUACAAUGCAACAAUUUAAUAGACGAUUCAUAUCCAAGAAAUUUGCCACUUGAUGAAUUAACAAACAGAGCCAUCUUAGCUCCAUUGAAUUUCGAAGUUAAUCAGUUAAAUAAAGAGAUACUACGCAGAAUGGAUGGCAAUAUAUUCGAAUUAAGAAGCGUAGAUUACGAAACAUUACAAGGAAUUGAUACUGCGGAAGCAGCACUUGACGAAGAAGCUACUCUGCGAUAUUCGAUAGAAUAUUUAAAUGGAUUAAUGCCAUCAGGUUUACCACUACACAAUCUACAGCUGAAAGUCGGAGGAAUUGUGAUGUCAUUGCGAAAUUUAUCAAUAUCAGAUGGUUUAUGCAAUGGUGCACGGUUAGUUGUAAGAGAAAUUCACUCUAGAAUUUUGAUUGGUGAACUUCUAAUCGGAGAGCGAAAAGGGCAAAUAGUAUAA
Molecule: messenger RNA, 2340 nt
Organism: Neodiprion virginianus
Lineage: Eukaryota; Metazoa; Arthropoda; Insecta; Hymenoptera; Diprionidae
Exons: 4
Coding region: 1-2340 (779 amino acids)
Biological process (GO): DNA repair; telomere maintenance
Molecular function (GO): DNA helicase activity
Source: RefSeq, a predicted model, not a curated record